Boleophthalmus pectinirostris (great blue-spotted mudskipper) is the source of this 1105-nucleotide messenger RNA. It is a transcript of the gene gadd45ga, whose product is annotated as growth arrest and DNA-damage-inducible, gamma a. Lineage: Eukaryota; Metazoa; Chordata; Actinopteri; Gobiiformes; Gobiidae. Bases 108 to 587 code for a protein of 159 amino acids. The transcript is spliced from 4 exons. Gene Ontology annotation, biological process: regulation of cell cycle. Gene Ontology annotation, cellular component: cytoplasm; nucleus. The record is from RefSeq and is a predicted model, not a curated record.
GAGCUCAGAAUAUCGACAGAUACGACACAACAGCAACUACCCUCUAACGAGACUUAACUUUAUCCGCUGUUCGCUACUCGGAUUCUAUUCGCUUGUGGAUUAUAACUAUGACUCUGGAAGAGAUGCAAGGACAAGAGACAACCAUGGAGAACACUGACAGGGUGCAAAGUGCAGGCACUGAGCUGGAGGAGCUGCUCCUCGCCGCUAAAAAGGAAGACUAUCUGACAGUCGGAGUUUACGAGUCUGCAAAAGUCAUGAAUGUUGACCCAGACAGCGUGGCUUUCUGUGUGCUGGCCACAGACGAAGAGUAUGAGUGCGACAUCGCGCUGCAGAUUCACUUCACCCUCAUCCAGGCUUUUUGCUUCGAUAACGACAUCAACGUGGUGCGUGUGAACGAUAUCGACCGCCUCGCAGACCUCGUGGGCGCCGAUGAGAGUGGGGAGCCCAAGGACGUGCACUGCAUUCUAGUCACGAGCCCCAGUGCCAGCCCAUGGAAGCACUCCUCUUUGGAUACUCUGGGGAUGUUUUGUGAUGAGAGACGCAGCGUUUAUGACUGGGUACCGGCUAUCACCCUGCCUGAACGCUGAACUGCACAAUACCUUAACAUUGUUGAAGAAAUUCCAAGAGCUUGAGGCGUAGAUCUUAUUCCGCCUAUACUCCUGUCUGGAUUAAAGAGGUUUUGCCGCGAGUGUGUGCCCAGUAGCAGCGGCCUCCUCUCCCCGGUGCAUCCAGGGACAGUGACAGGCGCAUGGGGUCCAAGCUAAGGUCGUGUGAGGACCAAGAUGGAGCAUAAUGGACACUGAGAAGGAAGUGGUGGAUUGGUGUCCUGAAUGAAGGGACCAAUAAGCAAGCAAAGAGGACACUGCAAGAGAUGAGAAGGUGGACUUUGAAAGGAAUACAGACAUUUGGAAAGAAUAUGGACAUUUAAGUUUCUUUUUGCAAAUCAGCCAACACUAGGCUACAUGGAUGGAGCAACCAGAGACUGAUCCUGAUACAAGCUGUAUACAUGGACUAUAUUUUUCUACUUAAUGAUGCAAAAUCAAUGCAUAAAUAUUUUAUUGAUUGUAAAGCUUGAAAUUCUUUCUUAAUAAAUACUGAAAACGAA